Molecule: messenger RNA, 975 nt
Organism: Alternaria postmessia
Lineage: Eukaryota; Fungi; Ascomycota; Dothideomycetes; Pleosporales; Pleosporaceae
Exons: 2
Coding region: 1-975 (324 amino acids)
Source: RefSeq, a predicted model, not a curated record
AUGGCUUCACCACUACCAUACAAUCGACAGAAUGCGCUUGCCUCGACCAUCGCAGUGGACAAUGCAUCCAACAUAGCUGGCAAGAUUGUUAUUACUACCGGUGUGACGCAAGGUGGCCUAGGAGCAACUUUCGUAGAGGAGGUUGCAAAACACAAACCCGCUCUUCUCAUCCUCGCUGGUCGUUCGCCAUCCAAAGUCCAAGUCACAGCCGACAAGAUCAGGUCCAACCCAGCGAGUGCCAACGUUGAAGUGCGUAUUCUAGCCUUGGAUCUUGCCUCACAAAAGCAGAUCCGCGAAGCCGCAAAAGAAGUUUUAGCAUACCCAGAGUCCAACAUCGACAUCCUCGUCAAUUCAGCAGGCACGAUGGCGGGCCCUUACCGCACCACAGCUGAAGGCAUCGAGAGCCAAUUCGGAUGCAACCACGUCGGACAUUUCCUCUUCACCAAUCUCAUCAUGUCCAAGCUCCUUGCUUCCAAAGCACCAAGAGUUGUCAAUGUGGCUAGCGACGGCCAUCGCUUCAGCGGCGUUCGUUUUGAAGACGCAAAUUUUCAGAAUGGCAAGGUGUAUGACCAGUGGGAAGCCUACGGUCAGAGCAAGACAGCGAAUAUAUUGUUUUCGUAUGCGUUGGCCGAGAAACUAGGGUCAAAGGGACUGAGAGCUUACAGUCUGCACCCGGGAGUGGCGUUGGGAACAUCUCUUGCUGAGAAGUUCGAUGAUGAAGACAUGAAGAGUGUGGCGGCCAAGGAUAAAGCGAUCGGCUGGGCGCGUGGUUUUGACAUCAAGUCGCUCGAUGAGUGUGCGGCUACCCAUGUUGUCGCUGCCUUCGACACAAGACUGGAUAACUAUAACGGUGCCUUCCUCAACGAUGGAAACGUGGCGCCACAGGAAGUGCAGCCGACAGCGAAGAACCCGGAAGAUCCAGAGAAGCUUUGGAAGCUGAGCGAGAAGCUGGUAAGAGAAGAAUUCGUAUACUGA